Messenger RNA from Syngnathus typhle (broad-nosed pipefish), 2556 nucleotides. It is a transcript of the gene unc93b1, whose product is annotated as unc-93 homolog B1, TLR signaling regulator. Gene Ontology annotation, molecular function: Toll-like receptor binding. Gene Ontology annotation, biological process: toll-like receptor 7 signaling pathway; toll-like receptor 9 signaling pathway; toll-like receptor 3 signaling pathway. The coding region runs from base 249 to 2114 and encodes 621 amino acids. The transcript has 13 exons. NCBI's taxonomy places the organism in Eukaryota, Metazoa, Chordata, Actinopteri, Syngnathiformes, Syngnathidae. The record is from RefSeq and is a predicted model, not a curated record. Gene Ontology annotation, cellular component: endosome; lysosome.
UUAAGACAAACAGUAGCAGAUGGGGAGGAAGUGAAGAGAAGCGACUUUCGGUUCCUCUCGAAACUCCUUUUAUUAUAUACCUGUGGUCCGCACACUGGAAAACGGAAGCUUUGCCAAUCCACGACGUUGUGAGAAGCGUUUGUGCUGCAUGGUGCUUGUCCACAAGUGGACGCUGGAAGAUCUUGCCGCGUCUGACCCAUUCGAGAGUUGAAAGGGGCGGCCACCGUCAAAUACGCUCUCGAACUAAGAUGGAUAUGGUGGAAGAGUUGAAAGAAGCUGAUCAGGGUUUCGCGCCUAUCAACGGCGCUGCUAAUGAAAUGCAGCAAGAAGACAACAUGCAGGGCCAGAUGGAGGAGUUUCUGGGUCCACAGGCGGAAUACAAUGAGGAGGAGGAAGAAAGAAAAUAUUACAGAAGGAAGCGAUUAGGAGUCAUCAAGAAUGUUCUGGCAGCCAGCAUUGGAGCCAUGAUUAUGUACAGCGUGUACAUGGGGUUACUGCAGCUGCAACUUAUCCUUCAUUACGAUAUGACUUAUCGUGAAGUAAAGUACAGCAACCUGGGUUUAGAAGACAUUGAUCGGAAGAUGCUGAGGGGAAUCAACGUCACGCCCAUAGUAGGCCUGCUGUAUACCCCCAUUCUCAUCAGAUUUCUUGGAACCAAGUGGAUGAUGUUUCUGGCCUCAGGAAUCUAUGCAUUUUUUGUCUCGACCAAUUACUGGGAGCGUUACUACACCUUGGUUCCAUCUGCCGUUGCUAUCGGCGUGGCCAUUGUACCACUAUGGGCCUCCCUAGGAAAUUAUAUCACAAGGAUGGCACAACAGUAUUAUGAAUAUGCCAACUAUAAGGAAGAGCAUGUACAGGAGCAGAAGAAGAUUCCAAAAGGAGCAUGCCACAAAUACAUCAUCAUCUUCCAGUCAGUCUUCAGUGUCAUCUUUCAUCUGAGCUUUGUCUUUGCUGAGCUCCCCAUGACUAUCAUCCUCAAAGAAUGCAUUCUUGACAACAAUCACAUUCUCAUCAAUGUCAAAAACUGUGGGGCUGAAAUUAGUGGUGUGGUUCCGGGAUUCAACACCACUGUGCUGAAAUUUCUACCCCAGUCCAUGAAUCUGAUCAUCGGGGAGAGCGUCCUUAUGGGCUUCGCUUUCCUUUCCAUGAUCAUUUUCCUUGUGCUGUGUGGUGCUGCGUACCGCCCAACAGAGGAAAUUGAUCUGCGUAGUAUUGGCUGGGGAAACAUCUUCCAGCUCCCUUUCAAACAUUUGAGGGACUACCGGAUACGCCUUCUCUGCCCUUUCUUCAUCUACAGCGGAUUUGAAGUACUCUUCGCCAUCACUGGACUCACCCUGUCUUAUGGCGUUUGUACUUUGGGUCUCCAAAAAUUGUGGCUAUUGAUUGUGGUCUAUGGACUCUCGUGCUCCGUCUUCUCUAUCCUGUCCCUCUGCCUCCUACGUCUCCCGCGGUGGGUGUGUCUGGCAGGAGGAGCCACUGUGCAUUUGAUGCUGUUAGUGGUACUCAUGGUGUUUUCGCCAACUCCACAAAACUUGGCCUAUGAGGUCCCUCUUCUGGUAAUUACUAUACUCUGGGGACUUGGGACGGCCCUGAACAAGACUGGAGUCAGCACCUUGCUUGGUAUUUUAUAUGCUGAGGAGAAGGAACGUCUGGACUUUGUCUUCACAAUCUAUCACUGGUUACAGGCCAUUGCCAUCUUCGUGGUCUACCUCUGGUCAGAGAUGCCGAUGAGGGCGAAACUUGCCAUCAUGUUAGCAACUUUACUGCUAGCUUGCUACUGCUACUGGCUGAUGGAACGCCGCCUAGCCAAGAACGAGCGUCAUAGGUUGCCCCGCAUACCUCGACCCAAGCACAAGGUCAAAGGUUAUCGCUACCUGGAAGAUGGCAACUCAGAUGAGUCAGACUCGGAGAGAAGCGAGGAGGAUGACGAAAAGGAUGAAGAGGAGAUAGAGGCAGAGGAACAAUUGGCGAAUGAGUCUGAAGCAGAGGACAUGGAGGCCGAACGCCAAGAUCCUGGAGCUCAGGGCGCUGACUCACUCCGAGCCAGGAGGAAGAGGCCAGAGAAUCACCAGCAAAGGGAGGACGACGCCCAUCUGAUGGAAGGCCGGAAGUGAACAAAACUAAAUUAGAAGAAAGAGAGUGAGGAAGACAUAAGAGCAUGUCGGUGUUUCAUCAUUCCUCUAAAUUGUCUGAAGCUUUUCAUUAAGGACAAAUGAAUUUGAUUAUUUUUCAAGCAAUAAUUAGACAGCAGCGAUUAUUCAGAUGGAAGGCUUGUGGAAAUUUGCCAAAUGUGAAAGCUGGAGCUGCCCUGGAGUUGAAGCCUCUUACUGUAAAUAUUCAUUCUGAUCGUGUGGCUUUGACAUUCAAAUCAUAAGUGAUGCCUGAAAUAAUAAUAAACAAAAUGUACUGCUUAAUGCUCAAGGGAUUCAGUAACCAAAGAUAGACACGGUACCACAAUUUGUUUUUAUUUGUGUCCCUAUGUAUUGCAGAAAUUGAGAUGUUUAUUAUGUCUGUUGUUUGCAAUGUUGUAGCUAAUUAAAAGCAUUUGUAGUUUUA